AUCACCGAAACACAACGCACGCCAAACAAGAUGGCGAAUCGCACGGUGAAGGACGCGCAAUCGGUGCGCGGUACAAACCCACAGUAUUUGGUGGAGAAGAUCAUCAGAUCGCGCAUCUACGAUUCCCGAUACUGGAAAGAAGAAUGCUUCGCCCUAACAGCCGAACUGCUGGUCGACAAGGCGAUGGAGCUGCGGUUCAUCGGUGGUGUUUUCGGCGGCAACGUAAAGCCAGCGCCGUUCCUGUGCUUGCUCCUCAAAAUGCUGCAGAUCCAACCCGAGAAGGACAUAGUUGUGGAGUUCAUCCGUCAGGAUGAGUUCAAGUAUGUGCGGGCCCUGGGUGCCAACUACAUGCGUCUUGUGGGCAGCUCACUCGACUGUUACAAGUACCUGGAGCCCCUGUACAACGAUUACCGCCAGCUCCGCCGUCAAAAUCGGGAUGGUGGUUACACAAUCGUUCACAUGGACGAGUUCAUAGACGAGCUGCUGCGAGAGGAACGUGUGGCGGAUAUCAUCAUGCCUCGAAUACAGGUGAGGAUUAACAUUUUUCUCUUGUGCACAUGUUGA
Messenger RNA from Dermacentor albipictus, 564 nucleotides. Lineage: Eukaryota; Metazoa; Arthropoda; Arachnida; Ixodida; Ixodidae. The record is from RefSeq and is a predicted model, not a curated record.